AUGCCCAACGAGAAAGGAGGCGCAAUCAAGCUUGACUUUACAAAGUACAGCAAGCCCGCCGAUGGGAAGUUGUACAAAGUAGGGGAUACGGAGAGCAUCGUCGUUGCUCAUGGUCUCUUCGGAAGCAAGACCAACUGGCGUAGCAUAGCGAGAAGGAUGGCAGAGCAGUUUGGUGUGGAUGUGUAUACUGUGGAUCUCAGAAAUCACGGCGAUUCAGGACAUGCGGACAGCAUGACAUAUAUGGACCACGCCCGUGACCUGGAAAAUUUCCUGAAUGACCAGGACUUGACGCAGAAUGUGGCUUUGAUCGGUCACUCGAUGGGCGGCAAGGCCGUUCAAACCUUGGCAUUGGACCUCGCAGACUUGCCAUCAUCCAACAACCCCAUAACAUCCCUCAUCUCGGUCGACAUGACACCGGCAAGAGGUGCUCUGAGCCCUGAAUUUGCGAAUUAUCUGCAGGCAAUGAUCGACAUCGACGCCGCGCGGUGUACCAGCAACAAAGAAGCAGACGAAAUGCUGCAGAAAUGGGAGUCCGAUCCAGGCAUUCGCGCUUUCCUCCUAACGAACCUGACACAAAAUCCGGUCGAGCGGAACAUCAAGUCUUUCAGAAUCCCAGUACGCAAGAUGCAGGACCUGUUGCCUAGCCUAGGGGACUUCCCUUUUGACCCUCCAGGAACGGACAAAUCAGGCAAAGGUCAAGUCGAUGGCCAGCAACGGUCUAGCCGAUCGUGGGACGGACAUACUCUAUUCAUCAAAGGUGAAAGGAGCAAGUAUAUCAAUCGCCACAAUAUACCCAUCUGCGAUGCUUUCUUUCCCAAUGCACAGCAUGCUUCUCUCGACACGGGCCACUGGGUGCAGGCUGAGAAGCCAUUGGAAUUUGCGGAGUUGGUGAAGAAUUUCUUGCUCAGAAAGCCGUUGCAAGGAAUAGAAUAG
Messenger RNA from Ceraceosorus guamensis, 933 nucleotides. RefSeq names its product alpha/beta-hydrolase. The record is from RefSeq and is a predicted model, not a curated record. Gene Ontology annotation, cellular component: mitochondrion. The transcript has 7 exons. Bases 1 to 933 code for a protein of 310 amino acids. Lineage: Eukaryota; Fungi; Basidiomycota; Exobasidiomycetes; Ceraceosorales; Ceraceosoraceae.